GACCCACGACCCCUCGCUCCAUCGAUCAAAGGAGUUCGCUCACGCCAUCGGCCAUCCUCCCGCCCCCGCCCCCGCCCGCGCGCGGCUUCCGAUCUCGCGACCAGCCGAGACGAGACCCUCCACCAACGCACCAGCAGCACGCACGCCUUUGCCCCGCGCCACCCACCACCACCACCCUCUCGCCCACCGCGCCUCGCCAUGAUCUUCUAGCUCCACCGGCACGGUAGCCGCUCGAGCUUCUUCUCGCCAGCCAUGAAGCCGGCCGGCAUGGCCGAGUACCACCACCACCCGGACUCGCCGCGCGCGGCCCAGCGCCGGCGCCUCGUCCUCGUGCUGGCCCCGCUGCUGCUCUUCCUCGCGGCCGCGCUCUCCUUCCCCUCGGCGCUCCGCCUGCCCGCCCUGCGCUUCCCGCCGCGCGUGCCCCCGGCGGCGUCCCACCACCGUCGUUCCCCGCUGCGCCGAGGGCGCGUGGCGGUGUGCCUGGUGGGCGGGGCACGGCGGUUCGAGCUGACGGGCCCGUCCAUCGCGCGGCACGUGCUGGCCUCCCCGGCGCUCCACGGCCGCGCGGUCGACGUGUUCCUGCACAGCCCGCUGGACGCCGACGCCUACAAGUUCUCCCUCCUGGCGCGCGCCGUCGGCAAGGAGACGGAGACGGGGACGAGGCUGGCCGCCAUGCGGGUGUUCCGGCCGGAGCCCGUGGAGGAGACCCCCGACCGCGCCCGCGUGCUCACCGCCGCCAACUCCCCCAACGGCAUCCAGGGCCUGCUCCAGUACUUCGGCCUGGUGGAGGGCUGCCUGGACCUCAUCCGGGAGCGCGAGUCCCGAGGCAACUUCACGUACGCCUGGGUCCUCCGCACCCGCGUCGACGGCUACUGGACGGCGCCGCUGGCCGCCGCCGACGCCCUCCCGCGCUCCGACGCCGUCUACGUCGUCCCGGAGGGCUCCUCGUUCGGCGGCCUCAACGACCGGCUCGGCGCCGGGCGCCGGCAGGCCUCGGCGGCCGCGCUGUCCCGCGUCUCCAUGCUGCCCCGCCUCGACGCGGCCGGGUACAGGGACCUCAACUCGGAGGCGUCGUUCAAGGCGCAGCUGCAGGUGGCCGGCGUGGCGGCGCGGGAGCGGCGGAUGCCCUUCUGCGUGCUCAGCGACCGCCGGUACGACUUCCCGCCGGCCGGGUUCGGCGUGCCCGUGGCGUCGAUCGGGAGCCCCGGCCCGCUCAGCGGCGCCAAGUGCCGCCCGUGCCGCCGCCCCGUGGCCUGCGGCCCCGGGGACGAGGAGGAGGACGAGGAGGAGUGCGCGGUGGCGCGGCUGGACCGGGCGUGGAGCUGGACCGAGUGGCGGAACGGGACGCUGGAGCUGUGCGACGCGAGCGGGCCGUGGGAGCACGGGUGGGAGGAGGUGUUCGACAAGGCCGCCGGCCAGGAGGCGGCCGCGGAGCGCCGGAGGGUCGCGGGGAUGGGACUCGAAGAGUGCGUGGCGGAGAUGGAGGCGCUCAGGGCGCGGACCGACCGCUGGGACGCCCCGAGCUCCGACGAGAUCUGCCGCCUCGGCCUCGCGCCGGCGAGCCGCUCCGACUCGUCCUCCUCUUCUGCUGCUUCCUCCUCAGACAGAGACAGUAAACAACAGCUAAUCGAACAGCCUUAGACUUCUUCUUCUACUUGGUGAACAUUUGUACAAAAUCUACAGGGAUUCAUUAGCGACCGGCAACGAAUGCACAAGAGAUAGAAUCAGUUCAGCUCGAGAGUCCUGUUUGUACGUAAUUUGUAGCGGCAGGAAUUUCGCGGGCAUUUUGCAUGUGAAUAGUUUCAUUUGACGCAAAAACAGUAUAAUUCAAUUGAAGCUAACUCGAUGUGCCAUGGAAGCA
This is a messenger RNA of Triticum aestivum (bread wheat), 1861 nucleotides long. RefSeq lists its product as uncharacterized. NCBI's taxonomy places the organism in Eukaryota, Viridiplantae, Streptophyta, Magnoliopsida, Poales, Poaceae. Bases 253 to 1641 code for a protein of 462 amino acids. The transcript is spliced from 2 exons. The record is from RefSeq and is a predicted model, not a curated record.